Messenger RNA from Trichosurus vulpecula (common brushtail), 1422 nucleotides. Its product is annotated as zinc finger and BTB domain-containing protein 3-like. Gene Ontology annotation, molecular function: DNA-binding transcription factor activity, RNA polymerase II-specific; RNA polymerase II cis-regulatory region sequence-specific DNA binding; protein binding. Gene Ontology annotation, cellular component: nucleus. The transcript has a single exon. The record is from RefSeq and is a predicted model, not a curated record. Lineage: Eukaryota; Metazoa; Chordata; Mammalia; Diprotodontia; Phalangeridae. Gene Ontology annotation, biological process: regulation of transcription by RNA polymerase II. Bases 16 to 1422 code for a protein of 468 amino acids.
CCUCCACCAGCUUCCAUGAAGUUCCCCGGGCACAGCGAGCAGCUGCUGCAGAGCCUCCGGGAGCAGCGUUCGAAGGGCUUCCUGUGCGAUUGCACCGUGCUGGUGGGCAGCACGCCGUUCCAGGCGCACCGCGCCGUUCUGGCCUCGUGCAGCCCCUUCUUCCAGUUCUUCUACAAGGAGCGGGACCUGGGCAAGCGGGACCUGGUGUGCAUCCACAACGAGAUCGUCACGGCGCCCGCCUUCGGGCUGCUGCUGGACUUCAUGUACGCCGGCCAGCUGGCCCUGCGCGGGGACACGCCUGUGGAGGACGUGCUGGCUGCUGCCAGCUACCUGCACAUGAAUGACAUCGUCAAGGUCUGCAAGCGGCGGCUGCAGGCCCGAGCCCUGGCCGAGGCCGACAGCACCAAGAAGGAGGAAGAGCCUCGGCCGCAGCCGCCCACCCCAGAGCCGCUGCCCAGCACCUCCCUCAGCCUCAUGCCCCUGCUUCCACCCCCUGAGACGCCCAGCUGGAGGGACCAGGACCCAUGGAAAGGGCCUGCCCCAGCGCCUGCCCUGCCCUCGGGCCCCCAUACCGAUGAGCCCCCGGGGCCCGAUAUUGCAGACACCACCCAGCCUGGCAUGGACACCCCGGUGGUGGAAGCCUCCCUUUCCAGCCCCAGUAGCUCCACGGAAACGGUACCUGCCAACUGCUUUUCUUCUAGUCUUGGGGCUGCCCCAGGGGAGCCCCCAGGGUCCCUGGAAGUGGGUCCUGAGAACCAAGGGGUGGGAGGCCCACGAGGACCUAAUGGCCCAGUGGAGGGCUUCUACCCACCUCAACCAACGGCAACCCCAGGAGAGGCUGAGCCUGUGCAGGUGAAGGUGGAGGCCAUAGUGAUCUCCGAUGAGGAAGCUGAGGGGCCGGAGGAGAGACCACGGGCACCUGAGGGACUCUUCCCACCUGGAACAGUUUGUCGGAGCCGCUGUGCCCCACCUGAAAGGUUUGAAGAGGCUGCGGCUGCCCGAGGCCCAGGGCUCAAGGAGGGGGGCCAGGCUGACCACUUUCUGGCCCCUGAUGCUCACCUUCCUUCCCACCUGUUAGCUGGCCCACAGCACUAUCACCCCAGGCUGGUGACACUCCCUCCACCUGCGCACAGCGGCCUUCAUGAGUCUCGCUCCUUGCCCGCAGAAAAUGAAGUGGCCUCGGGGGGCUUUGGGGUUUUCACAGAGGGUGUCCCAAAGUGCAAGACUUGUGGGAAGACCUUCUCCUGCUCCUACACGUUGAGGCGCCACGCAACUGUGCACACUCGGGAGCGGCGCUAUGAGUGCAGCUAUUGCCUGCGGAGCUAUACACAGUCAGGGGACCUGUAUCGCCACAUCCGCAAGGCUCACAAUGAGGGCCUGGCCAAACGCAGCAAGCCUGACCCCGAAGCUGCCCCCUCCUAG